CUCUCUCUCUCAAACACAGUCAAUACUCGUUAUAAACCUGAAUCUGUCCUUUGAAAAAAGAAUGUCUUCAAAGAACUCAGCCUCCCUUGCUCUUUUCUUUGCACUGAACAUCCUAUUUUUCACCUUAACCACUGCAACUGAUUGUGGCUGCAACCCAAGUCCUAAGCCGAAGCCGAGCCCAAGUCCUAUGCCUAAGCCCCCUAAGCAUGUCCCAAGUCCGAACCCUAUGCCUGUCCCACCUCCUAGCACCCCUGGCUCAUCUGAAAACUGUCCUAUAGAUGUCCUCAAGCUCGGUGUAUGUGCAAAUGUCCUAAGCGGCUUACUAAACAUACAGUUGGGUCAGCCAUCAACUCAAGAAUGCUGCUCGCUUGUCCAAGGUUUGGUUGACCUCGAGGCCGCAGUUUGUCUCUGCACUGCUCUUAGGGCUAACGUUCUUGGAAUCAACCUUAACGUUCCUAUAUCUCUCAGCGUUCUUCUCAACAAGUGUAACAAGAAGGUUCCAUCUGGUUUCGAAUGCACUUGAUUCAGUUUCCUCUUCAAAAUAUUUACUGUUUGAAUAAAUGCAUGCAAGCUAGAGAGUUUAAUGUUUAAAUGUUAUUUGUUUGUGAUAUAAUAAAUGUGUGAG
Messenger RNA from Eutrema salsugineum, 625 nucleotides. Its product is annotated as lipid transfer protein EARLI 1. The record is from RefSeq and is a predicted model, not a curated record. The transcript has a single exon. Lineage: Eukaryota; Viridiplantae; Streptophyta; Magnoliopsida; Brassicales; Brassicaceae. The coding region runs from base 62 to 523 and encodes 153 amino acids.